Molecule: messenger RNA, 1848 nt
Organism: Homarus americanus (American lobster)
Lineage: Eukaryota; Metazoa; Arthropoda; Malacostraca; Decapoda; Nephropidae
Product: collagen alpha-2(I) chain-like
Exons: 4
Coding region: 145-1848 (567 amino acids)
Source: RefSeq, a predicted model, not a curated record
CGCCAGAGCCGCGGCCGAGGUGGUGGCAGCAGCUCCCACGCUCCACCCAGCCUCUGUCUCGCCUUCUAUAUAGUGUCCCUUUCGCCCGUGCUACACUGUGAUGUUUAAUACCGAAAUAGUAAAAACGGAUAAUUCUUAGUGACGAUGUUCAGUUUUGCGAACAAAAUGCUGAAUGCCCUCGUGGGGAAUGAAGAACCCACGUCCGGCACAGCAGGGGGCACCAGUGUGCCGGGGGCGCCGCGCCCCCAAGGCCCUGGACUCCUUCGGAUGACUGGUCCUGGAGGCCCUCGUGCUCCAGUGCCCGGCAUGACAGGAUCCAGACCUCCUGGACCUGGAGGAAGUAUGGGACCUGGUGGACCAGGAGCUCCAGGUGGACCUGGCGGACCAAUGGGGCCUGGUGGUCCAAUGGGUCCAGGCGGACCAAUGGGUCCUGGCGGACCAAUGGGUCCUGGAAGUGUGAGAGGACCUAGUGUUUCAAUGGGUCCUGGUGGUUCAAUGGGUCCUGGUGGUUCAAUGGGUCCUGGUGGCACUAUGGGUCCUGGUGGUACUAUGGGUCCUGGUGGCACUAUGGGUCCUGGUGGCACUAUGGGUCCUGGUGGCACGAUGGGUCCUGGUGGCACUAUGGGUCCUGGUGGCACUAUGGGUCCUGGUGGCUCUAUGGGCCCUGGUGGCACUAUGGGUCCUGGUGGCUCUAUGGGCCCUGGUGGCACUAUGGGUCAUGGUGGCUCUAUGGGCCCCGGUGGCACUAUGGGUCAUGGUGGCUCUAUGGGUCCUGGUGGGGCAACAAUGCCUGGCGGACCAGGUGGACCAAUUGGUCCUGGAGGUCCCAUGGGUGUUAAUGGUCUUGGGGGACCUGGCAUUAACCGUCCACCAGGACCAGGCAUGGGUCCCAGACCUCCAGGGAUGGGGGGACCAAUGGGCCCCAGGCCCGGCAUGCGCCCAGGCCCCAGAGGGAUGCCUCCUGGUAUGGGCCCUGGUGGUCCUCGGGGUAUGCCGCCAGGCAUGGGCCCCCGUCCAGGAAUGGGUCCUCUCGGACCACGUGGGUUACCAAUAAAUGGGAUGGGCGGGCCCCGCGGCCCUAGACCUGGAAUGAUGGGUCCCGUUGGAAGUCGAGGAGCAGCGCCUGGCCCAGGGAUAAUGGGAGCAAGUGGUCCUGGAGGACCACCUACCCCAGCAAAUAUGGGCGCCGAGCUCCAGCGACCCCCCUUCUCAGAGGCUCCCGGGAAAGGUGGCCCAGGUAUGAUCCUCCCCAACCAGGGGCUCCAGCCCCCUGGACCACUAAGUACACAUGAUUCUAUGCAAGAUAAUCAAAAUAAAAGAUUUAGUGGGCAAGAUUUGUUAAAUCAAGCCAGGGGAAACCAGGAUAAGAAGCCGGGGAUAUUCAGGCAAGGGUCAUUAGGGCAAGACCCACAUGGCCAUCACACUAGUCAGAGUUCCAAUACUUCAUGUGUAGGUGGUGCGGGUCCCCUGGGCACCCUGGGUCCACAAGUCGGACAGUCCCAGGCGUGGCCUCCCACACAGGGCCCGAUGGUUCCAACCUCUCAAGGCAUCACAGUGCCAGCCACACAACCUUCUGGUGGCCAGUCGCAAACAAGUGCUCCUCCUGACGUUGACCUGAGCCAGCUGAGCGAGGAGGAGCGGGCCAUCAUCGAGAGUGUCAUGGAGAAAGCCAAAGAGAUGGAGAGCCAUGACACCCCGACCAGACGAAGCUUAGGCAUCAACUCUAUCAUGUUCACUAACGCUUAUGCGAGAGGGGAUCCACAACAGCUUUACCCUGAUAUCCCCGUGAACAAGACACAUACUCGUAUGCUUGUGGAUGGCUUCAGAGGCAAGCGGGUGGCAAUCUGA